AUCAUGGAGGAUCAGACUGUGUCCGUCAGAGGAAGGCAGAGAGCGCUCUGAUCCCGGGACUCUCUCUACACUUCACCGAUUAUUAAUCACCAAAAACACCAAAUAUUACAACAUGGAGAUGAAGAAGAGGAUCAGUCUAGAGCUGCGGAACAGGACCCCGGCGGAGGUAGCAGAGCUGGUGGUGGAUAACUGUCGCUCAGCUGAUGGAGAGGUUGAAGGUCUGACAGAUUCCUUCACAGAGCUCGAGUUUCUCAGUAUGGUCAACGUGGGUCUGAGCUCGCUGGCUAAACUGCCCUCACUGCCCAAACUACGCAAGUUGGAGCUGAGUGAUAACAACCUGUCUGGUUCUCUGGAGACUUUGUCACAAAAAUGUCCCAACCUGACCUACCUCAACCUGAGCGGGAACAAGAUCAAAGAGCUGACCAACGUGGAGGCGCUGCAAAACCUGAAGAGCCUGCAGAGUCUGGACCUGUUUAACUGUGAGAUUACGUCUCUGGAGGACUACAGAGAAAGUGUGUUUGAGCUGCUGCCUCAGGUCACCUACCUGGACGGCUUCGACCAGGAAGACAACGAGGCUCCUGACUCUGAGGCUGACGACGAAGAUGAGGACGGUGAGGAAGGAGCGGGGGCGACCGGCGACUACGACGAGGAGGACGAUGAAGACGAGGAUGAGGACGGCUCAGAGGGAGGAGAGGUGGGGCUGAGCUUUCAGGUGAACCGUGCAGAUCAGGUGGGCAACACAGGCUUCAGUCUGCAGGACGACGACGAUGACGAGGACGACUACGGAGAGGAAGAGGAGGAAGAGGAUGCAGCGGCGGCCGGCGCUCAGGGACAGAAGAGGAAGAGAGACGUGGACGACGAGGGCGAGGAUGACGAUGAUGAUGAAGACGAUUAGGCGUGUUGGAGCGUCGGUGUGUCGUCCUGUUUCUGUCCGUCUGUCCUGACCUCCGACCCUCCGACCUCCGACCCCUCCGCAGGAACAGAGUGAUCUGAGUUCAUUUCAGUUUGAAUAUCAGCUCCUUUAUUUUUAGAUAAUAUAUAAAAAUGACAGAGAGAAGAUUUUAUCAGAGCUUCGUUUCCCUUUAAACCGGCUUCCUGUCCGUCAGUCCGGCUUCCUGUCCGUCAGUCUGGCUUCCUGUCCGGCUUCCUGUCCGUCAGUCCGGCUUCCUGUCGGAGGAAAAGAAAACGAAAGAUUCAUUCUUCUUCUUCUUCUUCUUCUUCUUCUUCUUCUUCUUCUUCUUCUUCUUCUUUCUUCUUUCUUUUUUUCUUUGUUUGUGGUUUUUUGACUGUUUCCUGUCGGCGGCUCCAAACACGUUUUAUUUUUUACAAACUUCAGGGACUGGACGCUCUUCUUCUUCCUCUUCUUCUUCUUCUUCUUCUUCUGGAGAAUAAACCAGCAGCUGACGAGCUUCAAGAGCCGAAUACAAGACUCUUCUUCUUCUUCUUCUUCUUCUUCUUCUCUGAGACUAAAACUCGCUGGUGUCGGUUCUUCUUCACUCAGAGCUUUACAGAAAGUCUCAAACAGCUUUAAUGAGCUCUGAGUUAUAUUUCUGAUCAGUUUAAUUAUUGAACUCUAGGAAUCAGCUGAUCAUCUUUCAUGAGUCUUGUAUUCGGAUCUUUUUCAUCUCAGACUUCAGCGGCGUGAAGACGAGGAGUUCAAACCUUCAUCAGACCUGCAGCCAUAUCUGAGGAGAGCGCCCCCUUCAGGACCUUCCUUCCUUCCUUCCUUCCUUCCUUUCCUUCCUUCCUUCAGUCGUCCAGUUUGAACAUUUUUAACUUUUCUUUCCCGAACUGAACGAACGACGAUCGCAUCGACUCUUCUGUCACGUUUUAGAAAUAUGCAGACCUGUAGCUCGGGUCCCCGUUUAGGAUACGUGAGAAUAUUCCCCGUGUGUGUGUGUGUGUUUGAUUUAUUGUAGGGAUUUUACAGGGAACAUUAGGGGCGGGUGGGAGGGAACUUUAGCUCUGAGGUGUGUUUUUCUGUUUUUUUGCCGUUUUUUUCGGUUGAUGGCGACGAGUUUUUGACCCUGAAGAGCAGCUGUUGAUGUUUUUUUAGUUUGAUGCCCUCAAACUGCCCGUCCCCCCCACUAUGCCCCCCCACUAUGCCCCCCCACCCAACAUGCCCCCCCACACUAUGCCCCCCCACCCACUAUGCCCCUCCCCCCUCAUAAUGAUCAGGCCGCCGUGUCACGCCUCAGGCUCCGCCUCCGACCAAUCACAGGACGAUGCGUUCAGGUGCUGUUUUAAUUAAAUCCUCAAAGGUCGUUUUUACUAAAUAUGAAAAUUUUACCUCAAAAUUUAACUUUAUAAAAAGUUUCAAACAGAAAGAAAAGAAAAAACCAAAUGCGUUAACAUAUAAAAUGUAAUUUAGGAUCAUUUUUAUAACUACGGAUGUUUUUUAGUUUUUCUAUAAAAUGUCAAAAAAAAUAACUUUAACUAAAAAAGAAUGAAAUUGAUUAAUCAGAGAAAUGUUUCAGCUUUAAAAAGAUUAAAAAUAAUUUGUAUUAAAAUGUUAAAUGAACUAAAUUUCUUGCUGAUUUUUAGACCACGUCACAUGACCUGGAGUCUGAUUUAUAUUUUAUUACCAGUUUAAAACUCUAUAAAACAGAUCAAUUUAAAAGCUCCUGAACGCACCAGUUAACCCAGUAACCAGCUGACGGUCAUGUGAGGCGUUAUUAUGGGAUGUUGGGCGCUGGAGGCGGAGCCUGCGUCUGAUUCGCUGUUUCCUGCUGCGUUCAAAGACCAACAAACCUGGUGGGAAAUUUAAUGGUUUAACUAAAAACUGCAGAAAAUAAUAAAUAAUAAUAAUAAUUUUGCACAAAUGGACAAAAAACUCCAAACAUCAUGAAGUUCUGGCAGGUUUGGUCUCAGCAGGAAGUUCGUACAGUUUUUAACUCUGCUGUAAAGUUUUUAGCUUUCUGUCGUUUACACUCUUUAAAAACAACGCGCGGCUUUAAAUCAGCUGAUCCGGAGCUUUUGAUCACAUGAUCUUCAUCUUCCAGGUUUUCACUGAAAAUGGUUCAAUUUCACGAUUUUCUUGAUUUUUCUUUUAAAAGUUACAUUUUUCGCGUUUCAUUCUCGACUCUCGAGGUUUGCUGUUUUCUAGACCUGCGGUUGCCACGACAACCAGUCAAACUCCGACGUCGGGAACAGUUUAACGUUUCCUUCGACUCGAGUUUUAACUUUUAAAACUUAAAUGAAUCAGAAACAGAUUUAAGGAAGCGUCACAUAUCCGCUGCUCGUCGCGGGUUCGAUUCCCCGCUCGGCCGUUAAAGCAUCGCGUUGUUUAGAAGAGUGUAAAGGUCAAAGGUCACGUCUCAGACUUGAUGAGGUCAGUCUGAACUUUGUGGUUUUUAAGGCAAUAUAUUGUAAAUAGACUCUCGGCUCAGUUUCAGGUUUGUUUUUAUUUUUUAACGAUUCAGUAAUUUUACAGAUUGUUGAUAGUUGAACCACGUCUGUGACCUUUGACCCCGGCUCACUCCUCCUCCUGUCAGCUGUUACUUUCCCUCCAUCGUCCCGGCAACAACAACAGUGUUUGUCUUUUUGUGUUGUAACGAAACAAUAAUGAUAAUGAGGGUUUUUAAAUAAAAAUA
Scomber scombrus (Atlantic mackerel) is the source of this 3593-nucleotide messenger RNA. It is a transcript of the gene anp32e, whose product is annotated as acidic (leucine-rich) nuclear phosphoprotein 32 family, member E. Gene Ontology annotation, molecular function: phosphatase inhibitor activity; histone binding. Lineage: Eukaryota; Metazoa; Chordata; Actinopteri; Scombriformes; Scombridae. Gene Ontology annotation, biological process: regulation of apoptotic process. The transcript is spliced from 7 exons. The record is from RefSeq and is a predicted model, not a curated record. Bases 113 to 895 code for a protein of 260 amino acids. Gene Ontology annotation, cellular component: nucleus.